Drosophila willistoni is the source of this 4517-nucleotide messenger RNA. Its product is annotated as patj homolog. The coding region runs from base 770 to 3403 and encodes 877 amino acids. The record is from RefSeq and is a predicted model, not a curated record. The transcript is spliced from 3 exons. Gene Ontology annotation, molecular function: protein binding. NCBI's taxonomy places the organism in Eukaryota, Metazoa, Arthropoda, Insecta, Diptera, Drosophilidae.
UGUGUCGGUGUGUGUGUGUGUGCGAAAAACAGAGCAAACUCACAACUUCCGUUAAUCGUUAAGAGUACACCAUCCGUUUUUGAGAUCCGUAACCCAUUGCCAGGCUAUGUGUUUAAAAAGUGCGUGAAAUUGCAAAGAGAAGAAAAUAAGGAAAUUUGCGAAAAAUUACAAGAUUCAAGCAGUCAGAAUGCUGGCCAAACGAUUGGCAAAUAACAGCCAGCAUCAGUACUGGUGCGCUGUGUUGUUGUGGGUCCCGUCGUCGUAGUGGUUGUUCUUAACGCCCCGCUCCCCCGCCGUCGAUGUCGAUAAUAAUGUGGCUGGCGUUGGCAGUGCCAGGAGCAGAUCCCGUGUCAGUUCCCGUGCCAGUCCCAGGCCAUAAUCAUCAUUUGAAUGCGGUGAAUAACUCUAAACGCAAUAAAAAUAAUGCGAACAACAGCAACACCACAAACACUAACAACAGCAACGGUAAUAGCAACAACAUCAGUUCUCAUCAUUGUCACAUUUGACGUAGCAGCAGCAGCAGCAGUAGCAAUAUCAUAAAUUUCAACAAGAACCAUAGACUUUUGCCCCACACCAGCACCACCCGGAUUAAAAGGCCAAAAAGCACGCAAAUUUUUCGACUUUGCGUCAUGCUAGCUACAAGAAGAACAACAACAACAACAUCAAGAACAAUAGCAACAGCAAGAGCAAGAAAAGAAGCAGCAACAAUAGAAAAAACAAAACCAGCAAUUACAACAUCAACAACUGCCACAUCAGCAAUUACAACAAUAUGGUUCUAAGCACCGAAUGGUCUCAGGUGGAGGUUAUCGAUCUGAUCAAUGAUGGGAAUGGCCUUGGGUUCAUCCUUGUUGGGGGUCGCAGCACAGGCGUUGUCAUCAAAGCCCUAACACCUGGGGGUGUUGGGGAGCGCGAUGGCCGCCUACAGAUGGGCGACCAUCUGCUGCAGAUUGGCGAGGUAAAUCUGCGUGGCUUUAGCUCGGAGCAAGUGGCCACAGUUCUUCGUCAGACCGGAGCUCAGGUGCGUCUGAUUGUGGCACGGCCCGUGGAGCCGACGGCCAUCGAUUACCAAACGCUGGCCAGUCAUGCGCCUAUUAUACCAACUAAGCUCCUCUCCGACCCGGAAGAACUGUCGCGUCAUCUCUUUCAGAACCCGAGCUUUGCCACAGCAGCAGCAACGGCGGCAGCAGCAGCAGCAGCCGCAGCAGCAGCAUCCACUGUGGGUGGGCCAUCGAUGGAUGUGACAAGUCUUGUGGGCCUGGUGCGUGGCGGACCCACUGACGAUGAGCAAAUGGCCCAUGUGCCUCCGCCUCCAUUGGAGUCGGCUGUCAGCGGAACGCUGCAGCUUGGCGAGCUGGCGGAUCUGGCUGAUCUGCCGCUGCCGCCCAUUCCGCCGCAUUUGGCUAGCAGUAAUUCAGUGGAGGGCAGCUGCAGCAUUCGCCAGUGUCCGCGCGACUUGGACAUUGUGCCAUUCUCCAUAUUAUCGCCGCCGCCGCGGCUCUCCCUGCAGUUGUCCUUGGAUCCACAUUGGACUACUGUCUCCGGGGAGGAGGAAAUGCAGAUGCAACUGCAGCUGCAGCAACAGCAUAUUGAGACUGUGAUAGCCGGCAAAAAGUUGGCCAACGAUGACGACGAUGCCUCACCCUCUCGCUCGGCCUCAGCGUCUGCAUCGCCCUCGUACAUAGACUCCCCGGAGACAGAGACCUAUGUGGUGGAGUUGCACAAGAAUGUCUAUGGCCUGGGCAUUACGGUGGCCGGCUAUGUGUGCGAGGAGGAGGAUCUGUCGGGCAUCUUUGUGAAAAGUAUCAUCGAGGGCAGCGCCGCCGAGAUGAGUGGCCAGAUUCAGAUCAAUGAUCGCAUCGUAGCCGUUGACGGGCGUAGCCUGGCGGGCGUGACGAAUCAUCAGGCCGUGGAGCUGCUGCGGAAUACGGACAUCGAGGUGCAUUUGACGCUGGAGCGCUUCCUGCGUGGCCGCAAGUUCGAGCAUCUACAGGUGGCCCUCACCGAGUUGAAGGGCAGCGCGGGCCCCUCCGCCGCGGGCGUCGGUGGCAACGGUGACAACGAUGGCGAUGCCCAGUCCCAGCUCUCGAUGCCAGCGUCACCCUCGAUAGCCACGCUCAGCUGGCUGCCGCCCAAAUCAGUGGACGCCGACUCGAUUGCCACCGAAGGCGGCGGCAGUCAGCUGCCGUUGGAGUUUGCCGACCUGCCCUCCCGGGACACCGUGGACUCGAAUAUGUCGCACGUGUUGGACCGCAGCGACCACAGUGCACCGCCAGCUCCGUCAGUUCAGCCUCAGUCCCAAAUGGUGCUUGCAGAACCUGUCACAGAUCCAAUCCCAAUGGCAAUGGCAUCGACCAUUCUGACCAAUGGCCAGGCCGAUGAUAGUGGCAACGACACCGACGAGCAGUGUCCAGAGCCCGAGGCUGAGCCAGAGCACGAAUCGCACGAAUCGCAGACGCCUGGCCAAAGUCGGACGCCCACCAAUGAGCCGGAGCCCAUUGUCAGGCUCAAGGGGGCCAGUCCCAGCGCCGCAUCUUUGCGUGUGGCCUGGAAAAGUGAGUUUCCCGAAAGUGAAAUAUUAGUUGCCGAAAUAAAUAAACUUUCAGGUCUAGGGAUCAGCCUGGAGGGCACUGUGGACGUGGAGUGUGGCAUUGAGAAGCGUCCGCAUCAUUAUAUCCGAUCGAUCCUCGAAGAUGGGCCAGUUGGCAGGCAGGGGAUUCUGCGACCCGGUGACGAACUGCUCCAGGUGAACGAGCACAAGCUACAGGGACUCCGCCACAUAGAGGUGGUCAAGAUUCUGAAAGAGUUGCCCGCCCGUGUUAAGUUGGUGUGUGCCCGAGGUACUCGUGUGCCCUCGAUCAUAAAUACAUCACAGAAUCCAGAGGCCUUUGAGACGCGUAGUCUCCUGCCGGGUGGACACCAAAGCCUGCAGAAUCUGUUGAGCAAGGCACAGUCGGAGAGCUCACUGUACACAUCCAGCACGGCAACGCUGACGGAUGCCGCGGCAGCCGGCGGCACUCAUCAGCGUUCCAAAUCGCUGGAGAAUGUAUCCGGACUGGCGCUGUGGAGCUGUGAGGUGACAACCGUCGACAUUGAAAAGACAGAUCAGGGCUUCGGCUUCUCCAUUCUGGACUAUCAGGAUCCCCUCGAUGCGGAGGGCAGUGUAAUUGUGAUACGUGGCCUGAUACGCGGUGGUGCUGCAGAGGCAACUAACGAAAUCUAUCCGGGUGAUCGUCUCAUUAGCGUUGGCGAGCACACAUUGCAAGGUCUCGAACUGGACGAGGCGGUGGCCAUACUCAAGGCCAUGCCGCCGGGCAAAACGCGUCUCGGCAUUUGUCGUCCCCUUUCCACAUCGGAUAGUAAUAGCAACAUAGCCUCGCCUCUUGGUGAUUCGGCGAGCACGUAGUGACAUCGCAUCAACUGGACUCCACCCCCUUCAAAAUGGAUUGCAAUCGAGGCAAAUCUCAAUGUAUUAUAUGACCCUUAUAUAUCAGCCAUGUGAGAGAAUCAACAGCCAAAAACAUUUUGCAGCAUAAAUCAACGGAACUGAGCUGAUGACAAUUUGUAUAUAGGCUGUAUACCUAACCACUGCAUGGAAUGGAAUAUCCGUAGAUAUAUUAUAAAUAAUAAUAAAAACUUAUGUACGAACCACACACACACACACACAACCACAGAGACAAACGCAUACACACAUCAAACUAUUGUGGUUAAAAAAAAAAAAUUAAAACUAGUCAACAUUUUAUUGAUGGCAAUGCAGAAAAACGAAAACAUCAAAAACUAAAUACAUAAAUAAACAACUAGAAUACACACACACAUACACACAGAUACACUCACACAAUACAUUCAUACCGAAUGCAGAACAGAGAUUCUAAACUAUAUCACAAAAUGGUAAUAUCAAUAAAUUAUUAGUAACAAUUUCUAUGGGCAAAAUACUGACCUCCCCCGCAGUCUAACCAACCUGCCCACCUGUCCAAUCUAUUCUGGCCACAAAAAAACGAUUAAAUCGGCUGAUGUUGACAACAUCAAAAGUUGUCAGACUUUAAAUUACGAGAAGAAAAAAUUAAAAUAAACAAACAAGCAAAAAACAAAAAAGAAACAAAAUGGCAUAACAAUUUUCAAUUUUAUUAUGCAAAUAGCUGUCUCUGCAUGUAUUUACCCCCCUCUCUCUCACUCUCUCUCUCGCUGUCUCUCUCAAUCCUUUUCACGUACAUCCAACAACAAUUUAGCCGACUGUAAAUAUUCCAAAGAUUCUUUUUUUAUUGUCCUUUUCAAUUUCGUUAAAAAAAUGUGACAUAAAAUGGUUUUUGGCUGUGGCAGUGGGCGUGGUCGCGGGGAUGGUCAAGAGUGUUAAGCUUUAAGUUAAGUAGACAAAAUGCAUUAACAUUUUUUGGAAUUGUAAAUUAUGAAAUGCAAAUUUCAACCAUAAGAAAAUUGUACUAAAUGGGCAAAUAAUUUCAUAACAUUAGAUAUGCAAAUAUGCGAAAUUAAUGUAUAUGUAUCUAGAAUUACUUAAAAGAAAA